AACAUCAAAUUAAACAUGGUGAGUAUUGAAUCUCAUUCAACUAUCAUCCCCUCUAAACAAACCCCUAAUCCAAAACUCUACUCAAUAUGUGAACAAAUCAAGCUUCGUACUCAUGCUCCUCUCCUUUAUGUCUACAAACCACAUAAUCACAACAACAAUUCAACCUUCCUUGAAAUACUUCAAAACUCUCUUAGCCAAGCUUUGGUUAUUUACUAUCCACUAGCUGGAAGGUUGAGUUGGAUCAAAGAUGGAAGAUGGGAAAUUCAUUGCAAUGCCAAAGGAGCACUUUUUUUAGAAGCCAAAUGUGAAGAAUUAACCGGUUUGAAUCAAUUGGGUGAUUUUGUACCAACUAAUUUGGUGUCACAACUCAUACCAAACAUUGAUUACAAUCUUCCUCUUGAAGAUAUUCCCUUAUUGGCUGUGCAACUAACGAGGUUUCAAUGUGGCGGUUUUACAUUAGGUGUUGCUUUAUGUCGAGCCGCCACUGAUGGAACUGCAACCAUGCAUUUUAUGAAUGCAUGGGCUAAGCUUGCGCGUGGGGAGACUUUGGACCCAAAUGAAUUUCCGUGUCAUGAUCGUACCUUGUUAAAUUCGCGUAAACUAACACAUUUUUCGUCCUUGCGUUGGCAGCACCGUGAAUUUGACGCGCCUCCUAUUUGGGUGGGUAGUGAUUUGAAUGGCAAUAGAGAAGUGAGUGUUGUGAUUGUGAAACUCACCAGAGAACAAGUUUCGAAGCUCAAGAAAAAAGCUAGUUCUCGCGUGAGUUUUCAAUCCACCUCCAAAGAUGUCCAUAGGACAAAACCUUAUUCAACUUUUGAGGUUAUUGCAGGACAUCUUUGGAAGAGUGUUACCAAAGCACGCUACAUAGGAAAUAAUGAUCAACAAACGAGGUUGUCCACGCUGGUUAAUUGUAGAAAUCGUUUACAACCGCCGCUUCCUAAUGGUUAUGUUGGUAAUGCAGCAUUUCCAACUGUGACACCAACUCGUUCCUUCAAUGAUCUUAUUUGCAAACCUUUGGGGGAUGCAGUUGAGGAUGUUAAGAAAGCAGUUGAAAGGGUGACAGGGGAAUAUGCAACGUCCGCACUUAAUUACAUAGAUAACGAGAAGAACAUGGAUUUGUUGAGGUAUAAUUUUCACUAUCCGGCAAAGAGUGUGUGUAAGGGACAAUAUAAGGGGAACCCAAAUCUUUUUGUUGUAAGUUGGAUGAAUUUUUCGUAUAAGGAUGCAAAUUUUGGAUUGGGAGAACCUAUUUAUUUUGGACCAGGAUUUAUGGAUUCAGAAGGAAAGGCAUUCAUUAUGAAUAAUAAUAAUAAUGGUGGUGGUAUUGUGGUGGCUAUUUCUUUAGAGGCAUCUUGUAUGGAUAGUUUUAAGAAAUUUUUUUAUGAUGACAUUAGAGAGAUGUUUUGUAAUUCUAAAUUGUAGGCAUAGUCAAUUUUUCUAGCAUGCACAUGCAAUGUUUGGUAUUUGUAUACUAGAGUUUAUUUUUCAAAUCAUGGAUAAAGUCAAAAAAAGAUUUGGUUGAACCAAAUUUUGUUAGUCCAAUGCAGUGAUUCGGUUGGCAAAGAAAGUUGUGUAAUUGUUUUGAAUUUUGUGUUUAUAUAUUACUAGUAUAUAAUUAAUUUUUAAAUUAAAUUUUGAUUUGAAAACUGUGUCAGGAAAUGAAGAUUUGAUUAGAAAAUUAGGAAUUAAGGUUAUUCAAAUCAGUUGUGGAGCUGUGUUAUUUUUGUGAACGGUGUAUUUUCUGUGUAUAAUUAUUAAUUUUGUAAAUGUUGACCAUU
Molecule: messenger RNA, 1778 nt
Organism: Trifolium pratense (red clover)
Lineage: Eukaryota; Viridiplantae; Streptophyta; Magnoliopsida; Fabales; Fabaceae
Product: spermidine hydroxycinnamoyl transferase-like
Exons: 1
Coding region: 16-1422 (468 amino acids)
Molecular function (GO): acyltransferase activity, transferring groups other than amino-acyl groups
Source: RefSeq, a predicted model, not a curated record